Penicillium egyptiacum is the source of this 1245-nucleotide messenger RNA. Lineage: Eukaryota; Fungi; Ascomycota; Eurotiomycetes; Eurotiales; Aspergillaceae. The record is from the annotation of a GenBank genome assembly.
AUGUGGCGAAUUUUCAGCUCAGGAAGCACGGCAAAAGAAGACCCUCCACGGGGCCUACCGGCGUCAUGGUAUCACUCAGAGGCAAUGUACCAACUAGAGCGACGGGCAAUCUUCUCCAAGCGAUGGAUGCUGCUCACCCACUCCAGCCGUUUCAAGAGACCAGGAGACUAUCUCUCUUUCACAAUCGCCAACUUCUCCUUUUUCGUCAUCCAAGACCGAGACGGCACAAUCAACAGCUUCCAUAAUGUCUGCCGUCACCGCGCAUUCCCCGUCGUCCAGUCCCCUUCCGGCACAACGUCCAUCCUGAGCUGCAAGUACCAUGGAUGGUCAUACGGCCUGAAGGGCAAUCUUGCCAAAGCUCCGCGAUUCGAGACAGUACCUGACUUCGAUAAAACUCAGCACUCGCUAUUCCCAAUACAUGUGCACAUCGACAAAGCUGGCUUCGUGUGGGUCAAUCUGCAGGCCGGUGACGCAGACGUGAAAUGGACAGAUGAUUACAAGAAGGUCGAUGAGGAGCCUCGGAUGCAGGAUUUUGAUUUUGCAGCCGAGUUCAAAUUCGACCAUUACUGGGAGAUGGAAUUGGAUGCGAACUGGAAAUGUCUUAUUGAGAAUUAUAACGAGUGCUACCAUUGCGCUACUUCUCAUCCGCUUAUUAACGGCGUUUCGGAUUUACCAAGAUAUCGGGUUGAGCCCAAGGCCCGAUAUAUGGAACAUCAUAUCUUCAAUAAGGAGGGUUCUGAUAGCCAGUUUCGACGGGCCAUCACGUACUUCUAUCCUACGACUUCUGUUACGGUGACUGAUAAAUUCUUCUAUAUCCAGCGAAUGAUUCCUCUGUCUGCCACAUCGAGCAAGAUCGAGAAUGAGGUUUACCGUCACCGGGAUGCCACUGAUGAAGAAUUUGAGAAUAUCAAUGCAUUUUACAGGCAGGUACUUGAUGAGGACAAGGAGCUUUGCGUUGGAACCCAGGAGAACCUUAGCGCCGGUGUUUUCACCAAUGGCGAACUACACCCUAGCAAAGAGAAGGUAGUGGUCCACCAUCGGUCUUCUGUUACAGUAGCUAACCGAGAGAGUAGGGGCCCAUACACUUCCAAAGUAGCAUCAGACAAAUGGUCAUGGAACAUCGUAGAAAUGAGGAAAAGCAAGGAGGACCGGAGAUUUGGCCAGCCACCCCGACCACCCAGUUGUCGAAGAAUGCCGCAGAAGAUGAGGACUUUUGCUCCCAGUUGGAGGCGUCAAGUUGUAUAG